AUCACUAACAUGGAAGUUGAUGAAACCAAACAAGACCACUUGAAAGUUCCUAAGAUGAAGAAGAAGGUAUUGAGGAAACAGGUCAGAGCUCAGCACACAUUGAUGAGACAUGAGAGCAUUGAGUGUGUCUCCCAUGCCACACAGAGCUUGGUUGUUGCCAACGCUGGUCUAGGUAAUGGGAUGAGUAGACAGCAACUGUUCAGAAUAGUAGAAGAAUAUGGAUUGGUGGAAACACUCUUAAUGCCACCGAAUAAACCAUAUUCAUUUGUGAAAUACGGGACAACAGAAGAAGCCAAGAAAGCCUUUGAUGCCCUCAAUGGAAAAGAAGUUACACUGGAGGACUUUGGCCAAAAUAUUGUUCUGUAUAUUAACUUUGUGGAAAAAGUUUUUUGGAAGAAUGCUGUACCUACAAGCUUGCCUCCAGGCCUAACAGUGGUUGAAAAGGUUAUUUCUCCUGAGGAAGAAAAGAGGAUGUUGGAAAGUAUUGACUGGAUAGAAGAUGAAGAUACUCAAAAUGCCCAGAAGACUUUAAAACAUAGAAGAGUAAAACAUUUUGGAUAUGAGUUUUGUUAUGAUAACAACAAUGUUGAUAAACAUAAACCUUUACGUGGAGGUCUUCCUGAAAUUUGCAACCAAUUCUUGGAGAAGUGCUUGAAGCAGGGAUAUAUCAAACAUAAACCUGAUCAACUGACCAUAAAUCAAUAUGAACCUGGACAAGGAAUUCCUCCUCAUAUUGAUACACAUUCUGCUUUUGAGGAUGAAAUAAUCUCUCUCAGUUUAGGAGCUGAGAUUGUGAUGGAUUUCAAACACCCUGAUGGCCGUACGGUAGCAAUUAUGCUGCCCCGAUGCAGUUUGCUAGUGAUGGCUGGAGAAUCCAGAUACCUGUGGACACAUGGGAUUACACCCCGAAAAUACGAUGUCAUUCAGGCAUCUGAACUUGGACAGAAGGUUGCAACAAUCACUACUGAUGUUGGAGAUUUAACAUUAAAUCGAAGGGAAACAAGGACAUCAUUUACAUUCAGGAAAGUGAGGAAAAGUCCUUGCAAUUGCAUUUACCCAUCUGUCUGUGACAGCCAGAAAGGACAGCAAAGACAGGGGCAACCUUCAUUUCCCCUCAGUGAGAUGGAGGCCUCAAAACUGGAACAAGAACAUGUACACAAGGUGUAUGAAGAGAUUGCAGCACAUUUCAGCAGUACCAGGCACAGCCCUUGGCCCCAAAUUGUAGAGUUUCUCAUGUCAUUACCAAAAGGGGCAAUAGUAGCUGAUAUUGGUUGUGGUAAUGGGAAAUAUCUAGGCAUCAACAAGGAUUUGUACAUGAUUGGCUGUGAUCGCAGCAAAAACCUCGUGGAUAUUUGUGGAGAAAAAGAAUUCCAGGCUUUUGUCUGUGAUGCCCUGUCGGUGCCAAUCCGGAGUGGUUCUUGUGAUGCCUGCAUUUCUAUUGCUGUAAUCCACCAUUUUUCAACAGCAGAGAGGAGACUGGCUACUAUCCGUGAAUUAGCUCGUCUUCUAAGACCUGGUGGAACAGCACUUAUUUAUGUCUGGGCAAUGGAACAAGAAUACAAAAAACAGAGGUCUAAAUAUCUUAAGGAAAAGAAGGAUAGUAAAGGCAAGGAGGAGGAAAUUAAUACUGACAUGGCCAGGGGACUGCUAAGUGAUCAAAUGCCUGAUGACAGCAGCCAAGACUCAGCAAGUUCUGACCAACUCUUUAAUGACUCUAAGGACAAAGGCGGUGAUGCAAAGUCAGUAGCAGACUCCAAACUGCCUGUUCACACUAACCGAACCUCCUUCCACUCUCAAGACCUGCUGGUUCCCUGGCAUCUGAAAACUGAAACUAAAAAGAAAGGGGAAAGUGCUGAUACACUGUCAUUUCCAGCUGGCUCUAAGGAAUCGCAAGAACUCAGCCCUAUUUUCCACCGUUAUUAUCAUGUGUUCUGUGAAGGAGAACUGGAGGCAGCAUGCAGAUCCUUGGAUUGUGUGAGGAUUCAAAAAAAUUACUAUGAUCAGGGAAACUGGUGUGUGGUUCUGGAAAAGCUGUAAGCCUGUGUUGCUUCCUCCGUUAACUAAUGUUUUACUGGAUGGAAGUAUUUUUAAUGAACUCUGCUGCUACUGCCUCUUUUAAAAUAGCACAAUAAACAUUGAUUGAAUUUA
Messenger RNA from Rhea pennata, 2148 nucleotides. It is a transcript of the gene ALKBH8, whose product is annotated as alkB homolog 8, tRNA methyltransferase. The coding region runs from base 10 to 2037 and encodes 675 amino acids. Gene Ontology annotation, molecular function: S-adenosylmethionine-dependent methyltransferase activity; tRNA (5-carboxymethyluridine(34)-5-O)-methyltransferase activity; tRNA binding. Gene Ontology annotation, cellular component: nucleus; cytoplasm. The transcript has 11 exons. Gene Ontology annotation, biological process: tRNA wobble uridine modification; tRNA methylation. Lineage: Eukaryota; Metazoa; Chordata; Aves; Rheiformes; Rheidae. The record is from RefSeq and is a predicted model, not a curated record.